Molecule: messenger RNA, 1469 nt
Organism: Lacerta agilis (Sand lizard)
Lineage: Eukaryota; Metazoa; Chordata; Lepidosauria; Squamata; Lacertidae
Product: testis-expressed protein 47-like
Exons: 8
Coding region: 282-1142 (286 amino acids)
Molecular function (GO): blue light photoreceptor activity; FAD binding
Source: RefSeq, a predicted model, not a curated record
AUCUAUCCCCAACAUCUGUGAAGAAAAAGCUGUGCACCUGAAUGACAGCCCUAGUUUCCCAGACUCCCUGGAAAAUGUUCUUAAGUGUGCAGGAGAGCAUGACUUUGGACUCAUUAACUUGCUGGCACAACCGUGUCUCUGGCCGAAUGUAAGCGUCCCCUUACCAGGCUGCUGCAGGCUGAGCUUUGUUGACAUGGGGGAUGGAGUGAGCCAUCUCCCACUCCCUGGGGGCUCUUUUGUUAAGCCAUUGCCUAGCAACUUCAGCAGGAGCACAGCAAGCUAUGGCGUCCUCCCAGGCAGGCAGCAGCUUUUUAUACCACACGGAUGAUUUCACCUUUGAAGAGAGGACUUCAAUGUAUCAGUUGCGGCUGGAGAGGCAGAGAGUGGAUGGGAAGCCCCCAGAGCUGCAUACACUGUCAUGUAGCACCACUGUUUUUUCCAGCACCUACACUGGAAACCAGAAAUCUCUUCUCCACCGGCUGAUUUUCCUGGCCAAGAUCUCACCAGAGCUAGCUGACAAAAGGGAUUUAGCUGAGUACUGGGAACAACUGUUUGCGAGUCUUCAGCGCUCCUAUUACCAGAGCGAGGGGGUCACAGGCCUACUGCUGCUCUACCCCACAUAUGUUGUACACAUCCUGGAGUCAUCCAGUGAUGUGCUUUAUGCUGUCCUGCGAGACCUGAGGGACAUGGAGGAGCAGCAGAGAGUGUUAGUCCUGGACGCCAAGAUCCUUGUCAUGUCCCACAAUCUCCCUUCCCGACUCUUCCAGCAGUGGAACUACAAAGUGCUGAAUGUGCCUGAGAGAUACCAGGAGUACGAUGCAGCCCGAGAAGAGCCGGCGGAGGCUAUCAUCUGCGAGUGCCUCACCACGCUCCUGAAACUUGGCAAGCAUCUGCAGAGGUAUCCCAAGAAGCCCAAGAACCUUGAAGACACCAUCCUGGAGAAGGUCCCAGAGCUCAUUGUCCCCCAAGAUACCAUCUGCCACCUGCUGGAAUGCCAAGAGUUACUGAGUGCAGCUCAGUACCUGCAACUUUAUGACUCCCCUGUGAACAUUCUGAUGGACUCAGAGACAUCAUGGCCUUUGGCAGAACGGUUAAAACUGCAUCUUGAAUGGGCUGCUGCAAAGGGAACCCACUUUCAAUAAGGAAAAAGGACUCGGGACGAAAUGUAUUGCAUUUGGAGCAGAGUGGUAGUAGCAGGAAAUCAAGGCUGAAUACCUUAAGAUUUGAUUGAGAAUUCAACAACAAAGGAGGUGUUUUAAAGUGAUAACUGCAAAGCAAGGGUGGGAUGAAAGGAGGUGCAGUUGAGCCAUUUUUAUCUCACUUGUUGUUUUAGUUCACCAUUUGUGGAAAGUAUUGAAAAUCUCUAGUGUUGCUCUGGAAUCUUAGGCAUUCCUUCAAUUCAGAACCAGCAUCUAAAUGGCAAUGUUUUCAAAAUAAAGCAUGAUCUCACUUACUAGAACGGAUUGCAA